AUGGUAACUUCGACGCCCCGCCUACGUACUUUGACCAAUGGAAGAAGAAAAUUAUGUGUGGACGAUUACCAAUACGUUGAUCUCUUAUCACAAAAGGUUGCUCUUAUUACGGGCGGCAGAUUCAGCAUUGGAUUUAACAAACUUGCAGAAAUUUUUAUAAGACAUGGCUGCACGACUGGAAUAGGCAGUCGAAACUUCGAUCGAGUUAAAGCCGCAGCAGAGAAGCUCAGUAGGUCCUACACGAUAACGAUGGUGUACUGGGACUAUUUUGGUCGUGUGGAUUAUUUGGUCGCGGGAGCAGCAGAGAAUUUCUUGUGUCCAGCUAGUUCGCUGUCAUACAAUGAAUUUAAAACUGUAAUUGCCAUUGACGCUCUUGGUACUUUCAAUGUGACAAAAACACUUUACGACAAGUCAAAGGUUCAUGCUGGAUCUACAAAGCAGCUAUGCAUUGACGAACAUCUUGCUGUAGAAUGGGGUCCAAAUAUUUGAGUCAACUCUAUAGCUCCUGGUGCUGUCGCUGAAACAGAAGGGAUGAGAAGACUUGGUAAAAUCAAAGAAACCAUCUACACAUGCUUGAUGUCUGGUUACAUCUGUCAGCGUUUGGCAACGAAGCAGGAUGUAGCCAAUGUUGCUGUGUUUCUUGCCAGCGAGGCUGCUUCGUACAUCUCUGUGACAUGCUUAGUCGUGGAUGGUGGCUCAUGGAUGAUCCAAGGAUCUCUGUAUGAAAUCAAGAAUGGACAGCAAACUGUAGCUUGAAAUGAUGUCGUUUGAUGUGGAUACUUAUUACUGUGCAUGUGG
Corticium candelabrum is the source of this 798-nucleotide messenger RNA. Its product is annotated as peroxisomal 2,4-dienoyl-CoA reductase [(3E)-enoyl-CoA-producing]-like. Gene Ontology annotation, cellular component: peroxisome. Gene Ontology annotation, biological process: fatty acid catabolic process. The record is from RefSeq and is a predicted model, not a curated record. Gene Ontology annotation, molecular function: 2,4-dienoyl-CoA reductase (NADPH) activity. NCBI's taxonomy places the organism in Eukaryota, Metazoa, Porifera, Homoscleromorpha, Homosclerophorida, Plakinidae.